This is a messenger RNA of Perognathus longimembris pacificus (Pacific pocket mouse), 3146 nucleotides long. RefSeq names its product zinc finger protein 709-like. The coding region runs from base 338 to 1843 and encodes 501 amino acids. Lineage: Eukaryota; Metazoa; Chordata; Mammalia; Rodentia; Heteromyidae. Gene Ontology annotation, biological process: regulation of transcription by RNA polymerase II. The transcript is spliced from 3 exons. Gene Ontology annotation, molecular function: DNA-binding transcription factor activity, RNA polymerase II-specific; RNA polymerase II transcription regulatory region sequence-specific DNA binding. The record is from RefSeq and is a predicted model, not a curated record. Gene Ontology annotation, cellular component: nucleus.
CGGCGCAAGUGUCCAGAACUCUGAGUCGGUACAAAGCAUGGCCCAUGUAGACCAGAGAUGGUGAAGACACAAAUAUUACUUGCAGAACCCAGUAUCUAAUGAGGGAGAUAGGAAAAGCCUGGUCAUAGCACACAUUUCUGCAACCUGGUUGUUCUGUAUUGCAGAUGAAACCAGACUGCUCAUCAUUCCAGACAUCUUCAGCUGCUAUGCCCAGAACAAGCAUGCGAAAUAUGAACAAGAUGAGAGGAGUCUCCAGUAGCCUAUCCUCCAUUGCUCUUGUAAACGCCCCUGACCUCUGGGUCCAAGAGGAAGAUACUGGGUACCCCAGAAGCCAGAAAUGGAGUCUGUGAGCUUUGAGGAUGUUGCUGUGAACUUCACCUCUGAGGAGUGGGCUUUACUGGAUCCUUCCCAGAAAAGACUCUACAGAGAUGUGAUGUGGGAAAUCUUCAGGAACCUAACUGCUUUAGGAAAAAUACAGGAAGACCAGAACAUUGACUAUGACUACAGAAAUUCCAGGAGAAAUAUAAGAAGUCAGGUGCUCAGGAGACUCUGUGAACAUAGCGAGGAAGGUGAAGAAGUCUUUAGCCAGAUUCCAGAUCCUGUUGUGAAUGAGACUCCUCCUGGAGUAAAACUGUGUGGAAGCCAUGUGUGUGGUGAUGUCCUUAUUGGUCAUUCAACCCUAAGUGUGCCUAUCACUGUUCAGACUGGACUUGAGUCUUAUGAAUAUCAGGACUAUGACAAGAAUCUGUAUAAACGUAGGGAAUAUGGGAAAGCUGUUAGUUAUCCUAAAUGCUUUGUGAAGCAUGAACCAGCUCAUUCUGAAGAGAGAUCACCCAAACAUAUAGAAUAUGAGAAAGCCCUAAGGAGCCACAAUUAUAGUCAAAUACAUGAAAAAAAUGACCAUAAAGAGAAAACAAAUGUGUGUAACCAGAGUGGUGGAGUCUUGUCUCGUCCCAGUGUCCCUCAGUACCAGGAAGGAAUUCACGCUGGAGAGAAGCCCUAUGUGUGUAAACAGUGUGGGAAAGCCUUUUCUUUUUUGAGUAGCAUUCGAAGACACGAACGCGCGCACACGGGGGAGAAACCCUAUGUGUGUAAGCAAUGUGGGAAAGCCUUCAGUCACUUGACUAAUUUUCAGCAACAUGAACGUACUCACACAGGAGAGAAACCUUAUGUGUGUAAGCAAUGUGGGAAAGCUUUCACCUAUUACAAUUCCUUUCAAACACAUAAAAGGAACCACACUGGAGAGAAACCCUAUUUAUGUAAGCUGUGUGAUAAAGCCUUUACUAGUCGCACUUCCCUUCGAUAUCAUGAGAGCAUUCACAGUGGAGAGAAACCCUAUGUGUGUGAGCAAUGUGGGAAAGCCUUCCCUUGUACCAGUUCCAUUCGAAGACAUGAAAGGACUCACACGGGAGAGAAACCCUUUCUGUGUAAACAAUGUGGCAAAGGUUUCAGCUCUUCCAGUUCCUUUCGAAUACACGAACGAACUCACACUGGAGAAAAACCCUAUAAAUGCAAGGAAUGCGGUAAGGCCUUCACAGGUCACAGUUCCCUUCGUUGCCAUGAAAAAAUCCACAGUGGAGAGAAACCUUAUGAAUGUAAGCAAUGUGGAAAAGCUUUUUCUUCCUUGAGUAAUUUUAGAAGACAUGAACAAAUACACACUGGUGAGAAACCCUAUGUGUGUAAGCAGUGUGGGAAAGCCUUCACUUGUUCUGGUUCCCUUCAGAAACAUGAAAGGACUCACAGAGUAGAGAGUUCUAAAAUAGAAUGUGAGAAUGCCUCAUUGUCACAUGAUCUUUCUAGCAAACAUAGCAGUACAGAAGAAAGAGAAUUACAAUCGGUGUAAAGUGUUGAGCAUGCCUCUGAUCAUCUUACAGAAUUCACAAACUAAAAAGGGCCUACUGUGGUAAGAGGAGAUGUGCAGAAGUCUUUGGUCAGGCCAUACCUAAGAGUUCAUCCAGGUUAAAAACCUUGUGACCAUUAAAAACAACGUUCUGGAAAAUUCCUCCUUUGAUGGAAUCCUACUGAUAAGUUUUAUGAAGAGCUUGAUGCAAAAUAAUUUCUGUAGACUACUCUAGAAAUUGUUCAAACUGAAAAAUAUGUUCUAAAAGUUAGAAGUAUAUUGUGUUUACUAGUGAGUCAUUCUUAAAAUAGACUCCUGAACUAUAGAUUGUUUUGUUUCAUUGGGAUUUGAAUUUAGACUAUAUUUCUAAUUUUCACCCUUUAAAAGAAGUGUUAAAGUAACCUUUAAGGCUUAAGUAAUAGGACAAGAGGUAGCAUCCUUUUUAGUCAUUGGGUAGCAACUUUGUUCUUUUAUUUUUAGCCAUUUUGGCUCCAUGCAUAAAUCAAAAUGUAUUUCUAAUAAGCCAGGAGACUUAACUUUUUUAAUAUCUUUAAAAUAAUUGUGGUUAAUGUGCCACUAAAAAUUAAUUUUUGUUGAUUGGUAGGAUUUUCCUAUUAGGCAUAUGUGGCAGAUUCCAAUGUAUUUAUAUAAUUUCUUUGUUACCAUUCUUUUUUCAUCACUGUGACUGAUUACAUGAGAGAAACAACUUGGGAAAAAAUUGUUUUGCUCAUGGUUUCAGAGGUAUCUAUUCAUCAUGGUAGAACAAGCAGUUCAUAUGACAAAUAGGAGCAAAGGAGUGCCUGUAUAGGAAGCAGCCAAGGCAAGAUAAAGCCCCAAAGGACAUCCCUUUAGUGACCUACUCCCUCAACCGAGGUCCCCACCUCCUAGUAAUGACACCAUAUCAUAAACUCAUUGAGGCGUGAGUUCAUUCAUUGGAUCCAGAGCCCUAAUUGGAUCCAGAUCUAAUCAUCUCUGGAAAUGUUAAUGCAAACACCAAGAAGUGUGCUUUACCAAUCUUAGGUAUCUUUAAAUCCAGUCAAGUUUACAAUGAAAAUCAUCACAGUCUUUUUUCAGAUCCACUGAUGUUUAUUAUGUAGAUUUUGUAUCUUUUACUGUUCGUGGUAUAUUUUCUUGAAGAUUUUUGUACAUGUUUUUAGGAAGUUUUUGAACUGUUUUAACCAAUGUUGUCUUUUUCAUUAACUGAGAAAGUAUCUGCAAAUACUCUCCCCCAUGUUUAUAAAUUAGAUCAAGUUUGCCAAAUUUUUCCUUUCAGGCUAAGAGUGAUUAUUAUACUGUGUGCUAACAA